UUUUGACUAAACUUCACGUCUGCCAAAUAGAUAUCUAAAGUUGCUAUGAUAUUAUCAUUCAACCCAAAAUUCCCAACGCUUAACUUCAAGCCCACAAGGGGGAUCUACGUCUUGGUACAUAAAAGACAUUUUUUCCUUCUUUAUCUCUAUGAAAAUAUAAGAUUGCUUCAAAAUAAAUUAAGCAUACGCAAUACUUAAAAGUACAUAAUUUUGCAAAAUGAGGUGCCCCCAUAACACUUACAGGGAGGUAGUCUGCGUGGGGAGUUUGUAGAUGCAACACCGUUCCGUGAUGCAGUAAAGAAAACAAACGGAGAAGAGGAUAGCAAAUCCAGUUUACUUGUUGAUGAUCUUGGUUCCAUGCUGAAGCAAAAAGGAUUCAAUCACUAUGGGACAGAGACUUUAUACAGUGGUUAUUUAGGAGUAGAGCUCAAGUGUGAGAUAUUUAUGGGGCCUGUUUACUACCAAAGGCUGCGUCACAUGGUCUCAGACAAGUUCCAGGUUAGAUCCACAGGAAUGGUUGAUCAGGUAACUCGUCAGCCAAUCAAAGGAAGGAGACGAGGUGGAGGGAUUCGAUUUGGUGAAAUGGAAAGAGACUCAUUGCUUGCUCAUGGAGCUUCCUAUCUAUUACACGACAGGCUCCACACCUCUUCGGAUCACCACAUUGCGGAUGUGUGUUCCCUGUGUGGAAGCUUGCUGACUUCUUCGGUUUUGAACGUUCAACAGAAGAAGCUGAUUCGAGAGAUUGGAAAUUUACCACCUGGUAGGACACCAAAGAAGGUAACUUGCGAUUCUUGCAAGACAAGCAAAGGGAUGGAGACUGUCGCAAUGCCGUACGUGUUCAGGUACUUGGCUGCAGAAUUGGCGUCAAUGAAUAUUAAGCUGACUCUUCAGUUAAGCAACAGUGGUGAAGGAAGCGACAGUGAAGGAGUCUAGUUCAUGGGGGCAUAUGUUGUACGGAUAUUGUCUUAAAAUUUUGAUGGAUUAGCACAAUAUAUGCUUCUUCUACAACAACUUUAUUACUCUUGUUCCUUUUCUGGUGUUAAAAUGAUUUGUCUUAGAGAUUUAUAAACCAAUGGAUUUGAUUAUUCAAUACCAUUAAUCUGUA
Messenger RNA from Brassica napus (rape), 1105 nucleotides. RefSeq names its product DNA-directed RNA polymerase I subunit 2-like. Gene Ontology annotation, cellular component: RNA polymerase I complex. The coding region runs from base 358 to 933 and encodes 191 amino acids. Gene Ontology annotation, biological process: DNA-templated transcription. Gene Ontology annotation, molecular function: ribonucleoside binding; DNA-directed RNA polymerase activity; DNA binding. The transcript is spliced from 2 exons. The record is from RefSeq and is a predicted model, not a curated record. NCBI's taxonomy places the organism in Eukaryota, Viridiplantae, Streptophyta, Magnoliopsida, Brassicales, Brassicaceae.